AUGCCUCCAGACGGUUCCUCCUUUACAGCCUUGAACCUACCACCAGAGUUCAGUCUACCGCAAUGCAUGGAAUACUUCACUCUAACUGCGGGGCCGAACACUGAUCUAUGGCGGAAGCCCCCAAAUGGCGAUACCUCGACCGCGCCGAUCGUGUUCACUUCCCUACGACACCCGUUCGUCGUAGCCGAAGUCACCGUCAGCGCCGACUGGGAAAUGGAAUGGGACCAAGGCGGCCUGGUCAUCUACGCCGGCGCAGCACCGCAGUCCUUCUCGGGAGCCCCGGCAAGCACCACGAGCCGCCGAUCAGGCGCCCGGCCACCGUGCAAAUGGGUCAAAGCCGGCAUGGAGUUUUCAUCCGGCACCGUCAAUGCAUCCUCCACGAGCGCGACAGCCGAUGGCGCCGACUGGUGCGUGUCUCCUGUUCAAUCGGCCGAAGGAUCUCGUGUUCAGUCUCUGCGCAUCAAACUCGAGCGUAUCGGUCAUGCACUCUGGGUUUGGUAUCAAGUUCCUUCUGUUUCGCCGUUUGCGCGGAGUCCGGGGGCCGUGGGUUCGACGUGGACGAAGCUGCGGGAAGUCAAUUGGUUCUUUUACGGCGUUGAGGAUAAGUUUGUUCAUGUGGGGAUGUAUGCGAGUCGGCCUAUGAAUUUAGGUCGCGGGCAGACUAUGUUCGACGCGAUGAAUGGGCUGAGUCUGGAUAGUUCGUUAGCGGCUGGAUCCGCGGACGGGCUGGUUGUGGAGUUUGAAGAUCUGGAAAUCUUUUAA
Molecule: messenger RNA, 762 nt
Organism: Penicillium maclennaniae
Lineage: Eukaryota; Fungi; Ascomycota; Eurotiomycetes; Eurotiales; Aspergillaceae
Exons: 1
Coding region: 1-762 (253 amino acids)
Source: RefSeq, a predicted model, not a curated record